AUGAAACCCAGCAUUAUUCUCACGAUCAUUGGCCUGAGCCUUACCGCCAUUGCGGCCCCUACUCCGGGAAACUACCUUGGAACUCGUGAUGUCAAUGCCGACGAUUCCAAUCCUACUCCUCCAACCCCUCCGACCCCUCCCACACCCCCUAGUGCUCCCCUUAUUCCAGCUCCUGCUACCCCUACAAACACACCUGGAAAAGUCCCUGGCAAUUACCCUCUAGUCCCAGCUGCUCCACUAACUCCCCCGACUCCUCCUACCCCUCCUUCCCCUCCAUCUCCUUACGUUGGUCCUGUCAAUGCACCCGGAUAUCCUUAUGUCAAUGCUCCACCGACUCCCCCAACUCCCCCCACUCCCCCUACCCCUCCAAGCCCUACUGGUCCUAUGUAUAGUCCGGUUUUCGGUUCUAGAAACUACCCAAAUGCCCCUGCUACUCCCCCAACUCCACCAACUCCUCCCACUCCUCCCACCCCUUCUGGGGUCUGA
This is a messenger RNA of Penicillium crustosum, 486 nucleotides long. RefSeq lists its product as uncharacterized. NCBI's taxonomy places the organism in Eukaryota, Fungi, Ascomycota, Eurotiomycetes, Eurotiales, Aspergillaceae. Bases 1 to 486 code for a protein of 161 amino acids. The record is from RefSeq and is a predicted model, not a curated record. The transcript has 2 exons.